Anolis carolinensis (green anole) is the source of this 4796-nucleotide messenger RNA. RefSeq names its product leiomodin 1 (gene lmod1). The record is from RefSeq and is a predicted model, not a curated record. Gene Ontology annotation, cellular component: striated muscle thin filament; cytoskeleton; myofibril. NCBI's taxonomy places the organism in Eukaryota, Metazoa, Chordata, Lepidosauria, Squamata, Anolidae. Bases 238 to 2028 code for a protein of 596 amino acids. Gene Ontology annotation, molecular function: actin binding; tropomyosin binding. The transcript is spliced from 4 exons. Gene Ontology annotation, biological process: muscle contraction; pointed-end actin filament capping; myofibril assembly.
GCAGUGACAGAGGUUGCCAGAAGAUGGGGCACAUAUUCCCCUUACCAUACAUCAAGGGAACCACUGACAGCAUAGUGAAACUGAUGAAGAAGCACAACCUACACACUAUCUACAGAUCCACCGAGAAAAUCCAACAAAUGCUAUGUUCAGCAAAGAGCAAGAGGGAUCCUCUCACCUCUGCAGGAGUCUACCGUAUACCAUGCAGCCGUGAACAUAUGUGAAAGGCAAACAGAGAAAAUGGGAAACAACAAACAUUACAAGCAGUAUUUCAGUUCUGUCUCUGCAAUAACAGAGGAGAUUGAAGAGCUGGAAAAAGACCUGGAUGCAUCGGAUUCAGAUGGAACCAUCCCUGUGGGACUCCGACAAAAAGACCUGACUGACAAGCACCCGAGCGGCAAGUACAACCGAGAGGCAAUGCUUAACUAUUGUGAGAAAGAGAGCAAGAAACUUAUUCAGAGGGAGCAGUCCCUGGAUGAAGAGAAGGCAAUAGAGAAGAAAAAAGAGACAAAAUCUCUUGAAGAGAAACGGAAGGAAACUCAAACUAGAGAUCUGAAAAAACCCAGAGCUUCUGAUUUAGGAAAAGAAGGUAAAAAAGAUGAAAUGGUCCAAAAAGUAACUCAAAAAGGGAAGGAUGAACCAGACAGUGUUAAGAAAACUGGGCAAAUCAAAGAGGAGAAGACUUCCAAGAAUGAAAAGACAAUCUCCAGGGAGAAAGACGGAGCUUCAGCAACAGACAAAAAAGCAACAGGUAAAGUGAGGGGGGAAGAGAAGAACCAAGCAAGAGAGGACAAAGGAAAAGAAAAGGAAGCUGAAUUAAAGAGUAGGUUUGAGAAGGACAAAAAGAUUGGAAACAAAAAAGAAUCUGAAAAAAUAGAGGAAAAGGGUACAGCAUUAAAGCAAAGCUCAAUUAAAAAGAGAGAAGAUAAAAAAGAGCUGGAAAAGAAAGAAGAAAAAAGUUCAACUUUAAAGCAAGACUCCAAAAUUGGCAAGGAGGAGAAAUCCUCAAGGGGCAACAAAGGGGCUUCUGAAGGGAAAGUUUCUGUUUCAGGGGCAGAGAAGACAAUGAAGGACACCCCAGACAGUAGCCCCUCAAACAGUAGCCCCUCAAAACCUGUAGACAAUUCUUCCAACCAGAACAAGGAAGAUGAAGCCACCAGUAUCUUUGAUGAACCAUUAGAAAAAGUGAAGAACAAUGACCCAGAGAUGGUAGAGGUUAAUGUCAAUAACUCUGACUGUAUCACCACUGAGAUUCUGGCACGCUUUGCGGAGGCCUUAGAGUUCAAUACUGUGGUCAAAAUCUUUGCAUUGGCCAAUACGCGUGCAGAUGACCAUGUUGCUUUUGCCAUUGCCAUCAUGCUGAAGUCUAACAAGACACUGACCAGUAUAAAUCUAGAUUCCAAUCACAUCACAGGCAAAGGAAUUCUGGCCCUCUUCCGUGCGCUCCUACAGAACAACACCCUGACAGAGCUGCGCUUUCACAAUCAGAGACAUAUUUGUGGAGGGAAGACUGAGAUGGAGAUAGCCAAGCUGCUGAAGGAGAACACCACCCUGCUGAAACUGGGUUACCACUUUGAGCUAGCUGGGCCCCGCAUGACUGUCACCAACUUGCUGAGCAGGAACAUGGACAAACAGAGACAGAAACGCCUGCAGGAGCAGAAGCAGACUCAAGAAAAGGGGGAGAAGAAAGACUUCCUUGAUGUGCCCAAGCCAGGAGGCCCACCAGCUAGCUCGCCUAAGGUUUCUCCAAAACCAUCCCCCAAAACGUCCCCUUGGGCUUCUCCUAAAGCUUCCCCUAAAGCUCCCCCUAAGAAUACCCUAAAUGUGCCUCCUCCACCCCCACCUCCACUGGCCCCUCCUCUGAUCAAUGAAAACUUACGUCUGUCCCUCUCCCCAGCGACUCAGAGGAAGAUGGUAGAGAAAGCUCUUCCUUCCCAAGAAAAGAACUCCAGAGAUCAGCUCCUGGCAGCUAUUCGCUCCACUAACCUCAAACAGCUGAAGAAGGUGGAUGUCCCCAAAUUACUCCAAUAGGAAAUGGAACCUAGAUUCCUGGAAGGAUGGGACUACCAAGGCUAAAUCACCGUGUUUGUCUCUUGGGUGACUGUUUACAUGAGGAGGACUUGGUGAGAGCCACAGCCUACACUGCACUAGCCCCAGAUGAGUCAUGGGAUUGGAUUGGAUGGAUUGCCAAGAAGGUGGUGGAUCAAGAAGAAGCAAUAUUUAUUUCAGUGAGGGGUUUUUUUACAUCAUGAAGCAAAAUGACAUAUAAUGGUUUAGUCUCGAAGAUGUCUAUAUUUGGGGCAUCCCUGCUUAUCUUGCCAGACACCAGGUAGCACCAUUGCAAUUACAAUAUGUAUACAAAAGAAAAUGCACACUAGAGCAUCAGCACCACUUGAAAUCUUCAGCACAAGACGACUCCAAAAGAAGCACCACCAUGUUCUUGCCACUUGCUGUGCCUAGGAUAGGAUGAAUUUGGAGGAUGGGGGAGAAUUCACUGGGCCAAAGCCAGUUUUCCAAUGAGUCUGUGAUCUCAAGGAUCCCAUUCUUCUGUUAGUUCAAACACAAGCCCUAAACAGUUAUCUUUGCUCCCAGAAGAAGCACGGAGAGCGUUGUGGAAAUCUAUACUUUGUGAGUAAAGGGCUUCAUGCGGUCCCAUGAACCUAGCAUUUGGGAAGUUUAUGGAUGGGAAAUGGAAGUGAAUGGAACAUAGAUCAUAUUGCUGAAGAUAGAACUUCAUAGUACUUGCACUUCUGAACAAAUGAGCAUCAUCUUCCAGAUCAGUUUUGGAGCCCUUUAUCUUAUGAGGCCCACUGGAAGGGAAAUAAGUUAAGUUGGCCAUUGGUAGGAGGGGAAUGAAAAAGGCAAGCAGUGACAGUUAUAUGUUCAAUGGGAUAUUAAACCAUGGAAAGCUCAGAUUUGAAAAGUGUCUCACAAAAAUGCAGGGCAAACAUUCUCAGUGUUUAUUAGAAUCAUGUAUAGUCUUUACAUAUGGGUAAGCAUAGCAGUUACAUGACACACUGAAUUCCAAUAUCCACAUUCACCACUUACUGGACAGCAGCCUUUUAGGAAGUAGUUGGCUUCUACUUCUACCCUAUCCUUGUGCAAUUUCCAUUGUGGACCUUCAAGAACAGUGUCCCUGUCUUAAUGUUCCCCCUUUGCUGGUGAUCAGUGUUUCCCAAGUGUCAGGAGAAUGGACCCUGUUGAUCACAGUGGCUACUGCCCAGUAAGUGGAGAUUGGAGGACUUUUAUGAUCCUUAUAUAGCCCUUUAUUAUUAAAAUAUGUAACAGUCAUGAGUGCUUAACUCCAACUUAUGCAUUCCUAUAUUGUGAUAUAGGAUUCUGGCCAUAGUUGCUCAUACAGGUAAGGCAAGUAUAUCCUAAUAGAAAAUAAAAAUGGCAAGGCAAUAAUUUGUUUAUAAGCACAACAUAAGACUUGGGACCAAAAAGGUAAGUUGAUUUAAUGGCCCAAGACCUUUGUGACCUAUAAAUCAGUGUCUUCUAAAACAUGGUCAAAAUUUGGAAUAGUUACCUUGAUGACUAAAGCUUUUGGAAUUCUAGGAUUCUGAAAGUUACACUCCAAAAGAAUCAUUUUUCCAAGCUCUGAUGGGUACUGGCUAUGGCAUGUGGGCAAUGAACAUCAUAUAUCUCUCAACCAACCAAUGUAUCAGCUUCACCUCUCAAUCACUACUCCUUCAAAUUCAUACAUUACUUUGUAGCACUGUGACUGCCAAACAUGACCCUCUGUAUGGCUCUCAUACUGUAUGUAGUUAAACCUGAGUGUGAUGAAGCAUUGGGUGUGCAAGAUUGCAAGGGUAUUUUCUCAAACUAGGAAAUCUGAAGUUGGAACUCUGCUAAGGGAAGUGCCCAUGUGUUGCAGGAGAAGGUCAACAUGUUACUGACUGGACCUUUUAGUCAACUGCAGAACAGCAGUUUUCAAACCACAAAGAGUCUUCAAGGGAAAUAUAUGAAGAUGGGUUAAGCGUUUGUUUGGUUUUUUUUAAGGGCCUCUUUGGAGUCUCAAUGCAAAGAAAAAGAGGCAUUUUGUCUCAAGUUCAGUUCCUUCUGCAAAUCAGUUCAUCUGCUUAGAUAUGACUCCCCAGCGUGAAAAUGAAAAUAUUGUGCUAAAUAAGUUGGUGACUCAGGCUAUAAAUGUAUAUAUAAAAUCAGUAUAUUUCUGUGCCUAUAAGAGUUUAAUAUAUAGAUGGAUAGAAAUAUCUAAUAUAACUCUCAGUGGAGGAGGGCUUAAUUUCUUAUUCAAGUGACCCAAGCACGCUUGCAUAGAGAUAAUGCCAAGUGGUGCAACUGCAAGAGGCUGGGAAGAUAGCCUGUCUCAACUAUCAAACUGGGAGACAGACUUAGGAGAUUACCUGCAACAUAAUAGGAAAAAAAAAUACACCUCAUAGACAGAUAGGUGCUACCUUGUCCCAGGCCAGCCACAUUAUACUUCCAUAAAGGACAAGUAGGACUCUGAAGCAUUAUGGAAGAUCCUUGCCACUUACAAGCCUUUUAUGUUCUCUCCACUGGCCAAGAAGGCAAACUGCAGGUAAAUAGGCUGUUGUUAGUCUCCAUCAAGUGUUACAAUGAAAUGAGGGUUAGUCUCUUCAUGGAGAAUCCACUUAAGAAAAUAGUGGGGGCUCUGGGUUAGGAAGGAAUUGUGCAAGAGACAAAUCACGUGAGCAAGAGACUUCAGAUGCAAAUGCUGCUGCAGUUUCUCUCUGCGAUUCAUGAAUGUAAUUCCUCUGUGCAAAAUGUACAAAUCACCCACACUUUUAUUAAUAAAGCUCACAAUUUAAUGUUGA